This is a messenger RNA of Amoebophrya sp. A25, 1179 nucleotides long. Lineage: Eukaryota; Dinophyceae; Syndiniales; Amoebophryaceae. The record is from the annotation of a GenBank genome assembly.
CACCGCAUGUCGCAAUUCUCCCACCACAGGACUGCUUUCGACCUGAGCUCCUUCACAAGGCUGUUUGUGAAGGAGGGCAAUAUGAAGGGGAGAUAGGCGCAGCUUUGGGCGCAGCAGAAAAUGUUGCAGAAUUUUGCCUCAUUCAUAUGGCUGCCCGAUUCGACGACUUGCUGCGCAUCUACGUGUUUGGGUACAGCCGUGAGUUAGAAAAAUGCCGGAAGUUGGAAAGUUAAGAGGAACGUCAUUGAUAAUUCAUGAAGAUGAAUAUUGCUCUACUUGCACCUGUUCCUGUUCGUGAGAUGCUUAUAUAUAAAUAUAUCUAGAUGUUGAAAGGGCUUAAAACAUGCCUUUUCGUAAAAAAGCACUACAUGUAGAAAAUGAUUUUGAAUUAUCGGAGUCUCUUCCUCUUGCUCCUCCAAUAUGCGGAUCAGCUUUUUGACGACGAUGAUUCGGACCAGCAUAUGCUGAGCAGCUGCAAGCAAAAAGCGGCACUGAAGCGGCGCGUAGCUCACCUUAUGUGGAAAUGCUUUCUCCUGCUUACGUCAUCUGCUGCGUCGACCGGCUUGCUCGAACCUCCCUCGGUCGAGACGUUUUUGGAACUCUGCAGCAAUGACGUAGAUCUAGCAGUCAAGCUCGCAGCGAUGCUGUUGGAAGUCGAGCCGCAGGUUGCUCUGUGUUUAGCUGCGCUAUGGGAUGCGAGCAAGGCACAUGCUGCGAUAAAAGAAACCAUGAAGCAGAUUCGAGAGGUGGUCACGGGUUGCGCCGAUGGAGGCCAAGGCAACACUAGUAUGGAAGCGGGAGGGAGCAUAAAUGCGGAAGACGCCUCAGUGCUUGAAGUGUUUGAAUAUCGCAAGAAACUAGCGUUUCUCUUCAUCGACAACGAUGUCCUCGCAAGCCUCGUGCGUCUCUGUGAGCGAUGUUGUGUUCUUGCAACUUCUGGCCAUGAGACUGCUCAAAAUCUCCAGACGAUGAAUGGGGGCUCUACUUUAUACGGAAAUUCGAAUAGUGCAAGCGGUGGCGUGGGUAUUGUCGUCGGCGAUUUCAUUCAAAAUCAAGGACUCGGCGGCUUGAUCAAUCGGGGCCAUGCAUCUCUAGAUGACGUAGAAGAAGUAAGCUUGCUGCAUAUUCCCGAUCCGAUCGUGGCUACUGCAGGACGAGGAAGUGCUCUUCAAGGUGUUG